This is a messenger RNA of Drosophila grimshawi, 1809 nucleotides long. RefSeq lists its product as uncharacterized. Gene Ontology annotation, biological process: protein transport. Gene Ontology annotation, cellular component: cytoplasm. Lineage: Eukaryota; Metazoa; Arthropoda; Insecta; Diptera; Drosophilidae. The transcript has 3 exons. The coding region runs from base 166 to 1230 and encodes 354 amino acids. The record is from RefSeq and is a predicted model, not a curated record.
UGAAGCAACAAAUUGACAAAGUUCCCGAGGCGCUACUUGAGUCAAUGUCGUUGUGGUUGUCGUUGUCACUCGCACUUCGUCGCCUGAGCAGUUCGCACUUCAAAUUUAGUCGCGUGCCGUAAAUAAGCUAGAGAAAUUUAUUGUGAAUACCCUGUAAUUUGAGCGAUGCACAUAAAUUGUAAAUUUAAUUUGCCGCGCUCUUCAGCGGUUUAUUACACUGGCGAGCAAAUUUCGGGCAGUUUCAGUUUGACAAUCAGCAAGAAGAAGGCCCUACAGCUUGAAGCGCUGAGCAUCACUUUGUUUGGCUGCAGCACAAUUUGCUGGCAGGAGGCGCAGACGUUGAUGCCACAUGUAGAACACAAUGACAGCACAGCGGUCACUGAAACCGCCUGUCUCAAGUUUGAAGGCAGCAAGACACACUUGCUGCAAUCGCAGCAGCUUUUGGAAGCCGUCAUUUUGCCGCCGGGCUGCACGCAAUGCUGCAACUUUGAGUUUGAGUUGCCAUCCGCUUUGCCUGGUAGCUGCCGCUUGCCACUGGGUUCGACAAGCUACAUGCUGCAAGUGACUCUGCACAGGCGUGGCAAGCAUGAUAAAUGCUUUCAGCAGCGCUUGUGCAUUAGAAAUCGCAUUGAGUUUACUGACUUGCAGCCGGCCAAAUGUGCAACAGCCACAUUGCAGCUCAGCUUGCCGCGCACCGUCUAUGCGCCUGGACAACGUGUUGCCUACCAAUUGGCAGCCACAUCGCCUGCCACAUGUACUACACGUCUUUGUCAAUCCAUUACCUAUCAGAGCCAGCAACCCUCGACGAAAGCAAAGCAGGUCCUCACCGUGCUGGAUGAGAGCAGCGAUUUGAAGGCUGCACUGCAUCUGCCUUUAACUGCGCCCAUUAUGAGUCAGCUGCCCGGUGAGCUCAUUGCGAUUGCCUACUAUUUGGAGACUUGGACCAGUUGCAAUGAGCCACUGCGGUUGCCUUUGCUUGUAGGCACUGUGGCACCACCUGUUGAGAUCGAUUUUCCUGCUCAUGGAUUUGUCAAUUUGGCUUUGUGUGAAAAUGAUUUACAGAUUUCAUCUGUCAAUCACCGACUGCCUCACAGCUGUUCCCAGGAAUUUAACGCCCCAAGUGUUUCCAGGCGAGGCGAACACCUCAAAUUGCUGCGGCGCCAGAAGAAACAGUCUUACCUGCGACUAGCCUUGCGAUAUUUCAAUAAAAAUCUGUUACCCGCCCAUUAGCUGCAGUGCAAUGCUUCCAAUUAAUAUGUGUAUAAGUACGUGCAGGUCGAAGUCUGUUUUGAGUUUGAGUUUUGAUUAGGUUUGGUUUUUUUUUUUUUGGUCUGCUUUCGUUUGAUAAAAGCAAGUAUUAUCUGUUCGCAUUUUAUGCAACAAAUAAAAUUUAAUCAAAUGCUGCUUUCCUUAACCCAUUUAAGAUAAUUCUCUCAAGCUGUAAAUUAAAUUAUCUUAAGUUAUUAUACGCUCGCACUUUAAGCAAAAUUUUUAAUUAAAUAACGCUUUCCUUAAGCCAUUUAAGAUAAGCUGCAAAUUACACCUCACCUCACCUUUUUCUUUAUUAUUAUAGCAAACAGUAAUGUCUUAAUUUGUUUGUUAUUAUACAGUCGUUGAACUCAACAUUAUUUCAACAAUAACUAAAUCCAAGUAGAUAAAAAAAAACAUUUGAAUAAAUCAGAUAUAUUUAAAUAUCAUCAAAGAAAUGAAAAUAAUUUUGUAAUUAAAAAAUAAUAAGAGUAAUAUUGAUAUACUAAUCAAAAUAACAUUUAAAGUAAUAAUAAUUGUAAAUUUGAUGCUUAUUACAAA